AUGAGCACCGCCAGCUCUAAAUUUAAGCUGGCAUUGUGCCAAAUUGCAGUGACUAAUGACAAGCAAAAGAACAUUGCAACAGCCACUGCCGCUGUGACUGAAGCCGCCAAGAACGCAGCGCAGGUUGUGUCGCUACCAGAGUGCUGGAAUUCACCUUACGCUACCACCUCGUUUCCACAAUACGCAGAGGUGAUUCCAGAAAAGAAGGAAAUGCUAAGUGAAAAUGAUCAUCCAUCCACUUUUGCGCUAUCGCAACUCGCUGCCAAGCUUCAGAUUUACCUGGUGGGUGGUUCCAUUCCGGAGAAGGACGCCGCUGGCAAAGUUUACAACACGAGCGUCAUUUUCACACCUGAGGGUGAAAUUUUGGGCAAGCAUCGCAAAGUGCACUUGUUUGAUAUUGACGUGCCCGGUAAGAUCACGUUUAAGGAGUCCGACACGCUUUCCCCGGGCAACCACUUGACGCUCUUCGAUACACCUUAUGGCAAAAUCGGCGUCGGUAUCUGCUACGACAUUCGCUUUCCGGAGCUGUCCAUGCUUAUGAAGAAGCAAGGCGCCAAGAUUUUGCUCUUUCCAGGCGCUUUCAAUCUCACCACGGGACCGGCACAUUGGGAGCUCUUGCAGCGCGCUCGCGCAGUUGAUAACCAGGUGUACGUGGCUGCGGCCUCACCUGCGCGCGGCCCCGAGAGCGGCUACCAGGCAUGGGGCCACUCGACCGUAGUCUCUCCCUGGGGCGAAGUGGUGGCCACGUGCGACCAUGGUGAGUGUAUUGUAUACGCCGACGUGGACAUGGAGAAGGUUGAAGAGAUGCGUCGCAACAUUCCAACGUCGAAUCAGCUACGCUCGGACAUUUAUGAGCUGAUACAGAAGUAA
Messenger RNA from Peronospora belbahrii, 870 nucleotides. The record is from the annotation of a GenBank genome assembly. Lineage: Eukaryota; Oomycota; Peronosporomycetes; Peronosporales; Peronosporaceae.